Adelges cooleyi (spruce gall adelgid) is the source of this 1443-nucleotide messenger RNA. RefSeq names its product enhancer of split mgamma protein-like. The transcript is spliced from 2 exons. Gene Ontology annotation, biological process: regulation of neurogenesis; anterior/posterior pattern specification; regulation of transcription by RNA polymerase II. The record is from RefSeq and is a predicted model, not a curated record. Gene Ontology annotation, cellular component: nucleus. NCBI's taxonomy places the organism in Eukaryota, Metazoa, Arthropoda, Insecta, Hemiptera, Adelgidae. The coding region runs from base 284 to 946 and encodes 220 amino acids. Gene Ontology annotation, molecular function: protein dimerization activity; RNA polymerase II cis-regulatory region sequence-specific DNA binding; DNA-binding transcription factor activity, RNA polymerase II-specific.
GUUCCCACGGACCGCUCGCCUAUAUAACGCCCCACUCGGCGCACUGCACAGGCAUUCCAACACUGUCCGCCGUUCGUGCAACAACCGUGCCUGCCGCUCUCAGUGUUGUCGACCACUCUUGCUCAAACCCGAGCCCAACCGAACAUUAUUAUACUAUACACUAUUACUGUACACGUGCCGUGCCGCCGUUGUCGUUUUUUUUUUCUGCUCGAAUUUAAACAAUUUUAUUUUUCGUUUCGUGCGUUUCGUGCGUUUGUGUGUGUUCGUCGCCAAAAAUCAAAAAAUGUCUUCCGUCGCCACAGAAAUGCAACAACCCGUGUCCAGGACUUACCAAUACAGAAAGGUUAUGAAACCAAUGCUUGAACGCAAACGCCGUGCCCGCAUCAACCGUUGCCUGGACGAGCUCAAAGAGAUCAUGGUGGUGGCUUUGCAAAACGAAGGCGAGAACGUCAGUAAAUUGGAAAAGGCCGACAUCCUCGAGUUGACCGUGAGGCACUUGCACAAGUUGCGCCGCCAACAGCGACUUUCCGGCAAUCCGGUCACCGAAAUGGACCGCUUCCGCGCCGGCUACACGCGUUGCGCCUCCGAGGUGUCCCGGUGUCUGGCCGCCACUCCCGGUCUGGACGUGACGUUGGGCGCCAACCUGAUGACCCACCUGGGCCACCGGCUCAACUCGAUCCAACCCGUGGCCACCCAAACAGCCAGUGCCGCCGCCGCCGCGCCGCUGUCACUCAACGUCGACUCGUCUUCCAUGUCAUCCGCCUCCUCCUCGUGCUCGUCGCCGCCACCGGCGUCGCCGUCCAGCACGGCUUCCUACCCGAUGCCACUAACGCCCAACUCCACCGUCGGCAGCGAGUCCUCCGACAACCUUCUCCAGGUAGUCGACAUGUCUGUGAAGUCACAUUGCACCGCCACAUCCAACCAGUCCGUAUGGAGACCAUGGUAACACUUAUGCAACAACGGCUCUAACGCGUCCCGCGGUCUUACCGAAUAAUAAUUAUCAACAUGGCUAUAAUUACCAGUUAAUCGAUUUGUAUGAUUAUUACACUUUUUUUUUUUUGUUACUUCCAUAUAAUUUCUAUUAUUAUUAUUAUUAUUUUCUUUUUAAAAGCAUUUUGUUUGUAAAUCAAUCAAAUAACUACGGGGAGGGGGGAAGGGAUGAUAUGAUAGAGGUCAAUUCUAAAAUUGUUAAGGCAUUUUUUUAUUCGCACAUGUUUAACUGCAAAUUUAUUUAUAACUAUGUUUUUAUUUUCAAUGCCUAUCCUGUGAUACUAAGAAGGGUAAUUUGUUCUCAUAAUAUAACUUGGUAGUUUUAUCUACCUCAUAGAUUUUAAUUUUUUUAAUUUAUUUUACAUAUUUAUUUGUGUAUCUCUUUAUUUAUAUUUUAUAUAUAUACAUAUAUGUAUAUUCGUAAGAAUAUUUACAAUUUUUUGUAGAGACUGU